Thermothelomyces thermophilus ATCC 42464 is the source of this 1214-nucleotide messenger RNA. RefSeq lists its product as uncharacterized. NCBI's taxonomy places the organism in Eukaryota, Fungi, Ascomycota, Sordariomycetes, Sordariales, Chaetomiaceae. The transcript has a single exon. The coding region runs from base 404 to 1132 and encodes 242 amino acids. The record is from RefSeq and is a predicted model, not a curated record.
CCGCGUCUCGGUUGCGAUUGAGGAUCACGGCGAUCUCUUGUACAUCCGCAACCCACGGCGCUACCCCCAGCUCCUGACCACAACCGCCGUCCGCCGACCACCGACCACCGACCACCGACCGCAGACUUGGGGGGAUUGCCUCAACGCCCAAUUCGGAGCCAUGCGCGGAAACAGUGCCGCCGACGCAUAAAUUACCGUCCAGUUCCCAACGCUACCUCCGUCGAUAGAGGCAUCCUCCGUUGAUUCGAAUCCUUGAUAUCAAGGAAGGACCGAGGAAAAGGAGAGGGAAAAAAAAUAAUUGGUUGGAAACGUUGACGAUAACCCCUAAAGCAAAGAGGGAUCAUAUUGUUUGCAAAGUGCAGAUGAGAAAGAACAGAGAGUAACUGGAUAUGCCAAAAGGACCAUGUCCCCCGCCGUGGGCGUUGUGGUCGAUUUGACCAUGGACACAUCGCCCAGCGACACUUCUGCUGCAGACGAGGUCGUUGUCGCAGCGGCCCAUACUGUCUCGGUCGAUUCUACGAACGGCGACUCCAUUCCCGCACGACGGUCAUCCAUCUCGGCUUCGAACACACAACCGCGUAAUUCCCCGUCGGCUGCGAAGCCGGGCAGAGCACAAAGCCCGCAGUCCGCUGCGUCGCAGAAACGGGCUCCCAAUGCGCCGCCUGCGGGAAGACAAGCACAAGCGAACGAUAGCGCUCCGCCACGAGACGCGCGCCUCUCCGCGCGAGACGAGAUUCGAGACUCGCAGUCUCCUCCCCCUAGCGUCCAGUCCGCCGCCCAACAACAGCCGCAUACCCCGCAACUGCCGAACCAGCCCUCUAAGGGCCACCAAACACCUGGCACUCAGACGCCAAAGGAGACGGAAUGGACGGUCGACAAGAUAGCGAGCGCCCUUGCCGAACUCUCGGAGCAAGUCGCUCAAGGCCAUGCCCGGCUCGUCGAGUUCGUCCUCGAGGAGGCCGAGAAAAAGGCGCGCCGGCCCAGGCAUCUCAGUGACUCCGACGACUUUGCGGACAUGCGUUCGAUCGCGCUUGACAGCAGCGCUUCCGCGCCUCAGGGGGUAGAGACCAUGGCAGUAAAGUUCAAGGCGAGUUGCGGCUCAAGCGGUGAAGGCUCGGAUCGUCAAGGUUAGCGCUAACCCUCUCAGCAGCAACACAGCGGAGAGCACGGCAAGACAAAGAGCAGCGGGCGCCGCGUCUUGUGCCCUGUCGUCU